Molecule: messenger RNA, 5516 nt
Organism: Gasterosteus aculeatus aculeatus (three-spined stickleback)
Lineage: Eukaryota; Metazoa; Chordata; Actinopteri; Perciformes; Gasterosteidae
Product: junction-mediating and -regulatory protein
Biological process (GO): 'de novo' actin filament nucleation; Arp2/3 complex-mediated actin nucleation; intrinsic apoptotic signaling pathway by p53 class mediator
Cellular component (GO): nucleus; cytoplasm
Molecular function (GO): transcription coactivator activity; Arp2/3 complex binding; actin binding
Source: RefSeq, a predicted model, not a curated record
CCUCGGACACACAAAUAUCUUCUGCUAUUAGAAGUUUUUUGCUAGAAUGCACAUUGACUAUAAUUGACUUUCAAUGUGGCCAUUGUUAGUACGGUUGCUGAACAGGUAAUGCGAUAUCACUAAUAUGGCGAAGGCCAGCAAAAAUAUAUAGACGUACACGAUGCGUAGGAAUUAUGAUAUUUCCUACAGCGCGUGAAUCCAACGUUAUUAUUUUGGGUAUGUGAGCUUCUUGUGCAAAAGAAAACACGGUGAUGUCAUGAACCUCUCGGAAGACAGCGCGACCGGACACGUUCCCGUCACGCGCUCGGAUGCAUCAGACUGCUUCAUCUGAAGCGAGAUGCCCUCCGCCGGUUCUUCAUGACGAGCAGAGCGCGCGCGCCGCGCAUCACCGCCGGAGAGCCGGCGGGUCAGCUGGUAAACAAGCGGCGGGCUGAUGUGCGUGUCCAGAGUUUGAGUCUUUGAUGGAGAUGCAGGAGGCUGGGACCGGCCUGACGGAUGGAUGUGACACGACACCGCGCCGCUCCACGUUCACCCCCUUGAGCGAAGCGGGAUAAGCCUCCUGGCAAAAUACCGGGGGGGGGCAGUGUUUGGUAAAGUGCGCGUUUCAUCCGCGGAACACGUCAUAUUAGUGCAGAGCCUCGGCGGUGUUUUUAUUUGCUUGCUUGUGUCUCAUCGCGGACAUGUCCUUCGCCAUGGAGGAUCACGUGGAGUCGGGAUGGGUGGCCGUCAGACCGAAUGCAUUCGAGGAGAGGGAAAGGCAUAAAUUCGUUUUUAUCGUCGCCUGGAAUGAAGUGGAGGGUAAAUUUGCCGUCACGUGUCACAACCGGACGGCGCAGAGGAGAAGCUUCGGUAGGGACGCACCGGGGCAGGAGACCGGCCUGGACGGGGACAAAACAAAAUGUCCCGAAUGUCCCGUCGGGGCAUCUGGGGGCCGAGGAGCCACGCGGGCUGCGGUGAGCUGCGGCUGCAGCCCGCAGCAGAGCGAGUUGUGCGCAGAAACAAAAUUAAGUCCUUUCCAAGUCCUCUCGUUCCCCUCGCUGGACAGCUUGGGCCCGGAGGACUACAGCUGGGCCGGGCUGUUCUCCUUCCAGGACCUGCGGGCCGCUCACCGGCAGCUGUGCUCGGUGAACUCGGACCUGGAGCCCUGUCUCCCGGGGUUCCCCGAGCAACCGGCCGGCGCGUGGACGGUGCUGUUCGGCUCGGCCCGAGUGCCCGAGACCGAGACGGAUGAGCUGUGCUGCCGUCUGCAGGCGUACCUCGGUCACGCGCUCGAUGCGUGCGGGUGGAAGAUCCUCUCGCAGGUUCUGUUCACGGAAAACGACGACCCGGACGAGUACUACGAGAGCCUGAGCGAGCUGAGGCACUGCGGGUACGAAGCGGCGCUGCGCCGCGCGACGCGACACCUGCAGCAGCUGCUGGAGAAGCACAAGACCAUGGACAGUAUGGUGGAGCUGUUGGAGCUGUAUAAGGAGGAAGAUGAGGCCUACGGAGGAGUGCUAGACUCCUCCACACAGCUCUACCAGUACCUGCUGCAGCCCUUCAGAGACAUGCGGGAACUAGCAAUGCUGCGCAGACAGCAGAUCAAGAUAUCCAUGGAGAACGACUACUUGGGCCCGAGGAGGAUUGAAGCCCUAAAAAAAGAAGACUUGGACUGGGAGAAAAAAGCUCAAGAGGCAGUCCUCAACAUCCAGGAGUUUACUAUAAAAUACUUUGAGAUCACUGCCAAGGCCCAAAAAGGGGUGUACGAGCGCAUGAAGGUGGACCAGCGUAAAUUUGGAAAAUCGUCAUGGACAGCGGCGGUGGAGCGAAUGGAGGAACUCCGCUACUCUGUCGCAAAGGAAACCCUGCAGCUCCAGAGAGCCAGGGAGAUCUGUCUGGAGCAGAGGAAACGCACACUUCGAGAGGAGAUGCAGAGCCUGUGUAGCAGUAAAGAUGCCAUGGCCCUCUUGGACCACAUGGAGACACAGUACUAUGAACGCCAGCUCCAGCUGUACGACAUUCAGGGUGAAAUACUGCAGUGUGAAGAGCUGCUCCUCUCAGCUCAACUAGACAGCAUUCGCAGGCAGAUGUCAGAUGACAUAAGAGAGGACAAUACUUCAGAGAGAGAAGAGCUGCACAGACUUCAGGUCAGCGCCCGUCAGCUGGAGGCGAGAAGGGGGCGCAUCACUACCAAGCGCUCCUAUCUGAAGAACAAAAGGGAAAUCUGCAUAUCCAACCACACUAAGAAACAGCAGACAGGGCAAACCAUCCACAAGGACUCCACAUCUUAUCAGCUGAAAAACAUAGACGAGGAAGACGAGGAAAAGAAGAACAGCAGAGUCAGUCAGGAGAGGCAGAGAACUUUAGACAGACUACGCACUUUCAAGCAGCGAUACCCGGGUCAGGUGACUCUGAAGCCCAUUCGACAGCGCGUGGCCCACACCAGAAGAAGAGAGCGCGGAAGGAGCAUGGAAACGAGUAGCGCGAGUGAGAGGGAGGAGCGCGUUGACGGUGUACGGGCGCGAGACCCCCCGCUGUGUCUCAGUACCAGCGUGCAGACGGACCCCAGCUCCACACUCACCACUCAGCCCGUCACAGUCCUCACAGCAUCCCUUCCUCCUCUGCCUGUGCCCAGUCCCGCAGACUACUCCUGCUCGCCCUGCUCCCUGUCCUCACUACUGGCAUACUCCAUGUCCCCUCCUCCUCCACCUCCCCCUCCGCCUCCCCCGCCAAUUAAGGAUGAGCUUUUGCCCUCCGGGAGCCCGGAGCGGCACGGGCAAAAGUUGGAGGGGAAGAAUGCAGCGGAAGAACUCUCCAUCUCCCCACUUGGGCCGUUCAUCCCUCGCUUCUUUGACAGCAGCCAGCUGUUGAGUGCCCGGAAAAAGUUACGCAGGAUUCCAGAGCUGGACUCCCACAGCAGGAGAGAAAGCUCGCCCAUGGACGAGGUGCUCGCUUCGCUGAAGAGAGGCAGCUUCCACCUGAAGAAGGUCGACCAGCGGUCCCUGCCUGCCUCCGCGGAUGACGACGACCCCAACAGCAUCCUCGCUCAGAUCCGAAAGGGGGUCAAACUGAGGCGUGUCCCAAGAAAAGAAAGAAACGACUUUGGAGAACUCCCAACCUCCACCGACCCGCUGACCAGGAGCAUCCAUGAGGCGCUGCGCCGCAUUAAGGAGGCCUCACCGGAGUCCGACUCAGACGACGACGACGACGGGCUGGCCGCCCACGACUGGGACAGCUGGGGCUGAACAACUGACGCAUAUGCCUGCGCACUCCGGCACUGGACGCAUUGCGCUGUACUGCAAAGUGCUGUGUUCAUUCUCUCACACUCAAGCACAAAAAGCCCAGUUGCACGUUAUGCAGUUAUGCCAUUGCCCAUUGAGUCGUACACAUCACCAACUCACCAACUGCUCCGAAGGUCUGAAGUUGACUGUUCAUUUGUUUUUCACACUGAAUUCUCCACCACUGAGGACAGGAUUAGCCAUUUUAUUUCUGCUGAUAAUGUUAUUGUGGUUUUAUUCCUGUAUUCAGAUUGUGCUCUGCACUAGCCUUUUGUGGCCACUUCAACAUUCAGAAAACAGCACACAACCUAUUUAAGAGGGUUAAUUGUGAAAAUGAAAACCUCACAAAAGCUGGUUGUGCUGAGGUGAGGUCCAAAAGACCGAAGCAUAAGAGUGAAAGACUUUAAUUGUAACCCAAAUAUGUAAUAUGUGUGGUUGAUCAUUUGGAGUUAUGUGGGAGGAAAAGAUCCCACUGAGAUUUGAACUGGAUUUAAUGUCCACAUUUGAAACCAUGACACAAUCCCUUCUGCUGAAGCGCUCGUAGUUUUUGUACCAUGACUGAACCGCACUCCUCUGGGCUGCACAUGUGGAUGUGUUAAUAGCCGACAGGACCACUCCUUUCUAAUCUGACACUGCACAAAGACUGUAAGUCCUUAAGUCCGUCACGCCAGACUGGCGCCCCUCCCCCCGCUCUAGUCGCCUUGCGACCUUCACCAUCCCCAACUCUCACCAUCUAUCUGGCUGAGGAAAAAAUGAUCAACCCGUCUGUUUGACUGUUAAAUAUGGCCGUGCUGGUGGGAAACAUGGAGCGUCGCAGUAGGUUUAUAACUAACAUCUCCGAGCAGAAGGUUUCCACCUAGAGUGGGAGAGGAUUAGAUCGAUGGUGGGUCGGAUCUAGAGGUGCAGAGUUUCUUAGCUGGGUGGAGGUCAUGGUUAUUUUCUUUGUAAAGGGUAGGAAGACUUGGCUGGUGAUUCCUUAACUUCGAAUGUGGGAUAGUCACAGCAGAGCUGUGAAACUCUUCCCUCUCGUUUGAAUGAUGGAUGGUCGGUGGGAGGCGAGAUUCUCUCAGCGCCGCGGGGAGCCUCCGUGGGCUGAGGAGCAGGCAGUCGUGAUGGAUGGGGUUUUUAAUGCAUCUUUUCUCAUUUCUUUCUGCGCACUCAGAGGGCAGAAGCACACAGCAGGAGGUCUGUUACUCACAGUGCGGGAAGUGAAGAAAUGUUCACGCACACGUGGACUCAACUCAUAGCCGACAUGUGCGUGAACGUUUCAGAGACAGAGUGAUGCAACGGCCUCCACCCAUAGUUCAUGAUUCGUUUUUAAAAGGGAUUUCAGCACUUUCAUGGCUCUAAAUCGCUUUAUCUGUACAGUAAGAACUUAUUUUCUAUCACUGGUGAAACAUUAUAUCUGCUGUAAAUGAGUCAGUGUUAAAGCACUUAAAUGUGAAAUUGGAUCCAAAGAGGAGUGAUGCAAAGACAUCACACACAUACAUAAGGACUGUCUCUAAAAACCUAAAUGCAAAUAUUUGUGCUUUGUUCCAUGUAAUUGUGUUGAAAGCCUUUCACUGUUUAAUUGUGAAUUCUCACUAAUGUAGAAAGAACAGGCAUGGAAGUCCGUGUCACAUUUAUUUAACUUGAGAAGCUCAUUGCUAGAGACGCCCUUCUACGUGUCCCUUGUCACUGUGAGCACGAUGUUCAUCCAUGGUGCCCUCAUCAUGUAGCACAGUCAGAGAUCUAACCCUGACCUGACUCCCAACACAGACUUUGUCUGAUUUGAUGUCCCAAUACAGGAUCACGUCACAGCUUCCCAAAAUCAGUUAAUGCUAAGGUUCACGUUGCUCCACUGAAAAGCUUUUGGGAAACUGGGCUCAGGAAAUUAAAUCCUUUCCAUGAAUCAACUAUCGGCCACUUGCCUGACUUUAGAAACACACUGUUAUGUUUUACACUGAUCUUUAUCUACCGGUUAUCCACACAGGCAGGCUGCAUGACCCAAUGCCUGCAGCCCGACACUUGAGAAGUGCAACAUCAAUAUAGAGAAGUACAAGAAAGGGAUGAAACAAGAUAAUGGGGGGGGGGGGGGGGUUCAAAGGAAUUGCCUUAAACAAUCAACUUAUUAACUGCUGCAGUUGUCUUUACACAAUAGUGUACAUGCUGUUCCAAAAUAUAUCUUUUUGCCUUUAGUCCCUCCACUUUCACUCCCUCAAACCCUUUUGUUUGUUUAAAACCUUGCCCCUGCAUUUGAAUAAAACCCUGCAAAGCAAA